Molecule: messenger RNA, 369 nt
Organism: Gongylonema pulchrum
Lineage: Eukaryota; Metazoa; Nematoda; Chromadorea; Rhabditida; Gongylonematidae
Source: the annotation of a GenBank genome assembly
AUGUUUGAAGAAUCCCGAAGCGUAAAAGCUUCAUUCUGUCCGUCUAAACCAAUUUUGAUAAUACAUGAGCUUCAGAGGAAUGCUUAUGAUGCGGAGCAGCAGUCGAAUUACGUUCCUGUGGGUCGUCGGAGCGCUGCAGAUUCGGUGCGCAAUGAAAAGAAGUACAUGCCGCUGAUUCUGAAACAAACGAAAUAUUCGCCAUCGCCAACGAAAUUGGCAGCCAGGAUGGCGGCCCGGGCCAAGCAAAAUGCAUUCGCUUCCACUGCAAUGGCACGAAAAGCGAGAUCUCGAAAUUUCAUUGACAUUGUACCACCGGCACCAAUCGCUGCGCCCAAUUUACCUAGGGAUGAUGCUGUGAGCUUUUAUUAA